AUGGGCGUUCAAAGCCGCACCUUGAACUGCCUCCUUCGAUGUCCUUGCUUUAGGCGAUUGGUGAGCAUCACCCCCUUGCCACACACCAGGCUGAAGCUGGUCCGCUCUGUGCUGGUUUCCUGCACAUGGGCGAAAGUCUCAGCUUGGCAGGUCUACGAUGUCUUGCCUCCGCAGGAGCCGCUGGCGCGGAGUUGGAUCACUGGCCCCACGGCGCUGAAGCGGAGCAACAGCAGCCACACCUCCGUGCUGAAGAGGCGGGAGUCCCUGACGAACGUGGAGAAGAAGGACCUCCUCCCGCCGAUUUUGAGUCCACAGACGCUGCGGAAGUCCAAAAUCCUUCCGAACGCACGGCGUUGCGCGUCUGUGAAGCGUACCGUGCCGCGCGCCAGUUCGACCCUGGAGACGAAGCUGCCGGGCCUGGUCACGGCCACGGGCCCGGCCACAGCCACGGAGAAGCUGCCUGGCGCGGCGACACCGUCGAGUGAGAAGGAGAAGGAAGCUUGA
Messenger RNA from Durusdinium trenchii, 504 nucleotides. NCBI's taxonomy places the organism in Eukaryota, Dinophyceae, Suessiales, Symbiodiniaceae. The record is from the annotation of a GenBank genome assembly.